CUGUAUUGGUGUCGAACCGGAAGCAGCGUGAGGUUACCGAAGUCUGCUCUGAAGUGUUGCACCUGAUCGGUCUGUUUGUCAUCAGAGCUGUCUGUGCAGCACAGACAAGAUGUUGAGAAGCGCCUCCGCACAGUUAUUCAGACAGGUGGUGAGAUACAGGAGCACAGACGCCACCCUCGUCCUGGAGAGAUCGAUAAACCGUGUGCAGCUGUUGGGCCGAGUGGGUCAGGACCCGGUGAUGAGACAAGUGGAGGGUCGUAACCCCGUUACCAUCUUCUCGCUAGCGACCAAUGAAAUGUGGCGGUCUGGAGACGGGGAGACAAACUCACCAGGUGACAUCAGUCAGAAGACGACGUGGCAUCGUGUGUCGGUGUUCAAACCUGGUCUGAGAGACGUGGCCUACCAGUACGUCAAGAAAGGGUCGAGGAUUCUAGUUGAGGGGAAACUGGACUAUGGGGAAUAUGUGGACAAGAACCAAGUCAGACGUCAAGCCACCACCAUCAUCGCAGACAACAUCGUCUUCCUGAGCGAUAACGUCCGAGAGAAGUUCUGAAGCACCCUCCUCUACGUCUCCACCCACCAAGACAACUUUUUGUAUUCUCCUGUUUGUACAAAACUAAAACUGAGGACCUGAACGCCACCAAAUAGAGGAAGUGACUUUUCCAAAGAAAAGGAGCGGUGACAGAAUACGCUGUAACGCUGGUCACGUUUGACUGUGGUGCCUCCUGUAAACCUUGAGGCAUCAGGAGAACCAGAAGGAGCCCAUGUGUAGUAUAAAUACACUCAGUGAUUAUGAUUGUGCUACUUGUACAUAAACAUUACAAAGACACAGUUUGAGCCCUUUCGCGUUUACUCAAGUUUUAAGAAGUGGAAAUACAGUGAGAGAGACUUCACAGUUGAAGGAGCCAGUACAAGAUGUUGUAGAAGUUAUAGCUCUGUUAAGAGCAGCUCUUAUUCCUGCCGAGGAUCAUUAACAAGUUAUUGUUUUCUUCUUUGUGUCAGUUGAGACUCUUUACUUUUUCUUCACAUACUUUUUUUUAAGAAGCAUAGAAAUACAAAAAAAACAGUGGAACAAUUGGAAAUAUGUCACGUAGACUCUCUAAACUCAGUAAAUCACAAGUUGUUUCUUGUGAGAACUUUUCAAAGCCCCCUAUUACAUGUAUGUGUUGGGGACUAUUUGCAGCUGCAGAUAAAUCAUGGGAUUUGUCGCCAAUAAUGAACACACAGAUCACCAACAGAUUUAUCCCUCAAACAAAUUAAAGUAUUUGUUCCUUCUUGUACUCA
Messenger RNA from Epinephelus fuscoguttatus (brown-marbled grouper), 1284 nucleotides. RefSeq names its product single-stranded DNA binding protein 1 (gene ssbp1). The record is from RefSeq and is a predicted model, not a curated record. Gene Ontology annotation, molecular function: single-stranded DNA binding. Gene Ontology annotation, biological process: positive regulation of helicase activity; mitochondrial DNA replication. Bases 110 to 553 code for a protein of 147 amino acids. The transcript has 7 exons. Gene Ontology annotation, cellular component: mitochondrial nucleoid. Lineage: Eukaryota; Metazoa; Chordata; Actinopteri; Perciformes; Serranidae.